GUCCCUGCCUGUGCAGGCAGCCGGUCCUGGGGUCUCAGUUCCCCAGCUCUGUGCUUCCGUAAGCCCCAGGAACAAUCCUGGAGGCUCUUUCUCCCUCCAGGCAGAAAUGCUGCCUCCUUCAAUGGGCUCUGUUGCAAAGCCGGGAGGGUUCUCGUUGGUCUCAGGGUGGGGGAAUCCCUUGGCUGACUGCCUGUGCUUCGGCUCUGGUGUUUCAGAGGUCUCACCUCAGCCCUUGCCCACAGUUUGCAGCUACACGUCCCUGCUUGUUGACUGUUCCUCCUCGUUUCAAGCUCUUAAUGCUGCAAGGGACAGGGAAGACAUGGGGGCAGUGUUUUGUACCCACGCGCUGAGGUGGUUGCGCUUGUAACAGUGCAAAGUCGGUGUGAAAUGGGAAGAGUGAGAAGCACUGACAGUGGUGAGCCAGCCCCACCAGUGUCCCAUCUGGUCACGGGUGCUCCCACCCCUCUGCCUCUGGAGGUGGCCCUGGGCUCUCCACCUUCACAGGGGAAUGUGUCCCCACAACCACAAGGUUGGUGUUGGUAGCCUCAAAGCCCUUGCAUGUCUACUCCAGGAGAGGAAGGUUACCUCCGUGACCGGCAAGAGCAGGGAAAGAUUCCUGGUGGCUGAAUGGUGGGGCAAGGCCAAGGUAAGAAGGGACUGGCCAGGUGUCAGGCGCAGGUGCCCAGCGGGACCAGCCUCUGCUGUGGUUCACAGUCUGAGGUCUCUGUUUAUAGCCCAAGAGGGUCCCUCAUUGUGCCCCGUUUUGCCUUGUGGGUGCCGUCACACACGGUGCCCUCCCUGCACCAGGGAGGCUGUGGGAUGGCUGGGGGUGUCCUGGCAGUGGUGUGCCAGUGUGAGUCAUGCCCAAAGCUGGGCUGAGUCACCUCCCCAGUGAUGUGAGCAUCAGGUGAGGAGCUUUCUCAGACUCACAUCCUGGUGACAAAGGCAGUAUGGCUUCUCACCACGGGGUGCCAGAGGUGGGCGCAACAGAAGGUUGCUGCAGCAUGUGCAUAGUGCCAUAGCAGUGUGGCAGCUGUCCACUGUCCCUGUGGCUUCACUUACCACCACAGCCCUGAGGGUACCUGCCCUGCUGCACCCCCAGGGUGCAGCACAAGGUCCCCUGCCCCUCCGUAGUGGUCACCUCUGUGCUACAAUAGGCAUGUGGACUCCAUGGGCCAGUGUCACUGGCUGAAGCUUCUGUUUUUAAUCCCAGGUCCCAGCAGCCUGUCAUGUCUGUGGUUAGCAGAACAGCUCCAGCAUACCCACCCCUUUCCAUGGCCCCUGGUGCUGCAGCGUAGUGCAGGGGCAGAUGGAUGGGCUGUGGUAGGAUGAGCCUUGCCCUGCUCCUGCUGCUGUUUCUGGCCAGCUGCUCCCUGCUCCAGGGCACGCUGCUGAGGCCAUGGCGCAUGAGGUUGGAGGCACGGAACUUCCAUGUCUGGCUGUGCUGGGAGCCAGACCCCAGCUUACCCAGCUCUGCCACCUAUGAGGUGGAGUGGAGGAACAGAACCUCGAACUGGACCAAGGCAGGUGCCUGUGGGAGGAACAGCAGAAACUCCCAGGGCUGUGAGCUGUAUUUUGACAGGAUUCAUGAUAUCUACUGGGCACGGGUGAGAGUGGUGGCCGGAGGUGAGCAGUCCGAGUGGGCCAGUUCCAGCGAGCUGCAGCUGUACAGAGACACAAUUGUUGGCCCCCCCAAGUUGUCCUUUCUGCUCCAGGACCAAACUCUCAGCGUAAACAUCACCACACCACUCACUCCCUACCGGAGAAGAACUGGUUCCUACAAGCGAGUCAACCAAGUGCUGCUGAAGCUGUGGUAUUGGCUGCACCUGUACGAGGGGGACCUGCUUGUCCAGCAGGUGCCCUGCAAACGGAGGAGCGAGGAAGUGCCUUGCACCUUUGGGCACCUGAAGCCCAGCACACAGUACUGUGUCCGGACGAUGGCUGCAGACAUUGCCAGGGAGCGGAGCCAGGAGGCUGAGCGGUGCCUGGUGACUCCAGCAGCCCCUUCAGGUUUUUCAUGGCUCCCUGCUGUGCUGAGUGUCUUCUUCCUCCUGCUGCUGCUCCUAAGUGUGGUCGGAUUCUGCUUCAUGUGGCAGCAUGUCUUUCCCAAUCCUGCAGAGACGUGCCUCCCAAAAGCAUUGGCUCUCCAGAAGAGCGAGCUGAGUGUGACCAUGCAGGUGCCUCCACUCCAGCUUGAGGAGGACCCCCUGGCCCAGCUCCUGCAGACUGCGCUCCCCUCCCACAGGCCACCCACAGCUGUGCAGGCAUCAGCCACGGUCCCACAGCUCCUCCAAGGCCUUGCCCAGGAUAUGAGUGGCUACUGUGCCAAUGGGUUUGGCCCAAACUGCACUGAGGGAAGGGAGCCAUCCUGCACCCACAGUCAGCUGGGGCAUGCCUUAGCUUCCCAGGUCCCCUCACAGCUGAAGAAGGAUGGGGAGGCAGGUCAUGGGGAUGAUUUGCCACAGCAGCUGGUGCUAGUGGGACUGGCUGGACACAGCUACAUAGGUGACAGGGACAGCCAGACACCUGAGAUAUGGCUCCCCCUGCACCUCCAGCUUUAUUCUAAAUGCCAGUGCCCAGUCCUGGGAGCAGGCAGCCACCUUCCUCUGCCCGUGCCAAGCAGAAGCUGCAGCCAGGAGUACCUGCAGCAGGAGAGUCUUGGCACAGCUGAGCACUGGAUCAGGCUCAGCUCCGUGAAGCUCCUGGCCAGCAUGGAGGCAGAGGGAGGGCAGCGCCUCUGUGCUCCCCAAGCCCUGCAUGGUGACAGGACUGAGCUAGAACAAGGUGACAGCACCAUGCAGCAAGGCUACUCGGAGCAGGCAGAACCGUGUCUCUCCAGCCCCUGCCAGCUGCCCCCCUCGCCCCGCAGGGUCCUGAGGCCAGCUGCCUCAUCCGGCUACGAGCCACGGCCCCCCAUCCAGCAGUGAGCCAUAGGAGUGGGGCUCCCCAGCAGCCUCCAGCUCCCAGCAGAGCCCAAGGCGCCUCGCCGAGCUCCCUGGCCGUGAUGGCUGCGUGUCCUAACCUGCUGCUGCAGGGCUGGGGAUGGCACUGGGGCAGACUCUCAGGGGCAGGCAGAGACAUAUUCCGGGCACGGCCACCAAGGAUCCGCCAAGGGAUCCGGAGCUUUCCUCUGGGACUUUGGUGCUUGAGACACAGCAUAAGGAGCGUGCACCAACGCUGAGCCCCCAAAACUCUUAUCUAGAGAUGUGUCUGUAUGUGUGCAUGUAUGGUACAGUAGCUAUACUAAUGUAUAUACAUAUAUAUUUAUAAAGCUCUUUAAUAAAAAAAUA
Vidua chalybeata is the source of this 3290-nucleotide messenger RNA. RefSeq names its product interleukin-22 receptor subunit alpha-2-like. The transcript has 7 exons. The record is from RefSeq and is a predicted model, not a curated record. The coding region runs from base 1314 to 2927 and encodes 537 amino acids. Lineage: Eukaryota; Metazoa; Chordata; Aves; Passeriformes; Viduidae. Gene Ontology annotation, molecular function: protein binding.